CGAACUUCGUUCGAAAAACCGCCCCAAGAAAGCCAUAAAAUUUCCUUCUCUCUUUAAUCUUCGUUUUUGCAUCUAAAAAUCUGUCUACUUCGAUCAUCGGUACGUAUUCUAAAUUUCGUAGUCAUUUUCUCUCCUGAAUUCAAAGGUUGGGGUUUCCUACUUAGCUGAAAACCCUAGCCUAAUUCACUUUGUAUUAAAUUUUUGAAAACCUUAAUGUUUUGGUCUAUAUAACGAGAUUAUUUAUGAGGGAUAAUUGUAUUUAUACUAAAAGAAAUCCCAAAAUUCAUGGGAUUUUCAGUGGGUUAUCUUCCUUGGUUCUAUUUCUCUUUUUCUACACCCGGGUAGAUUUCUUAAGAAACCCUCAUAUUAGCCAAUCGUCUGGGUUUCUUAAUCAUAAUUUGACUAAAAGGACUGGAUUCCCUUAUGUGUUUGGUCAUGUUAUACUUCGUCGAAGAAUUAGUGAACUUUAUUCCAAUUCAUCGCAUUUAGCUCCCUGGAAUGAUCAACUGAAUGAGUUGAAUGUAAGCUCGAGCAACCAUGCUUUCUGUGCUGGAUUAAUGGAUUAUAAGGGUUUUGCUAAUCAAUGUGAGUUCUUGAAAGCCAAUCCACAAUGUUCUUCGGAAGGUUUCUUUGAUUACAUUAGGUUCUUCUAUUGUGGUUGUGGUGAAUUUAGUAUAGUGGGCCAUUUGAUAUUGGGUUUUUGGCUUGCUUCUUUGUUUUACCUAUUGGGAAACACUGCAGCCGACUACUUUUGCUGUUCAUUGGAGAAGCUUUCGCUUCUGCUUAUGUUGCCUCCAACUGUUGCUGGGGUUGCACUCCUUCCAUUAGGAAAUGGGGCACCGGAUGUGUUUGCGAGUAUAGCUGCAUUUUUGGGGACAGAUACAGGGGGAGUGGGUCUUAAUAGUGUAUUGGGUGGUGGAGUUUUUGUUACUUGUGUUGUUGUAGGGGCUGUCUCCCUUUGUGUAGCAGAGAAGGGGGUCCAGAUUGAUAAAAGAUGCUUCAUUAGGGAUAUAUGUUUCUUCCUUUUUACACUCAUGUCACUUACAAUCAUAUUACUAAUUGGUAAGGUGAGUAUUUUGGGUGCCAUUGCAUUUGUCAUGAUCUAUGUGAUUUAUGCAUUUUCCGUGGUUGCAAAUGAGAUUCUGUGGAAACAUCCCAGGAGGUUGAAAUUGGAUGUUGUUACACAAUUGCUUCCUGUUCGAGGAAGUCUGUUUUCACAAGGAAACGAGGAGGAUACUUUCCUAUAUAGUUCUUUGCUUGAUGUGGACUCCGAAAACGAUCCACCCCAACUCCCUAGUUCCCUGCCACAAUGGAUGUGGGCUACAAAUGUUGCUAUUUAUUCAAAUCACUUAAAUAAGGCUAGUUCAUUAGCUGAUGAGAGGCCUCCAUGGGGUUGGACUGAAGAGGGCAUGGAAACUAAUGACACACCAUUCUCAUGCUCUAAAUUGUUAUUGCUCCUGGAGUUGCCACUGACGGUUCCAAGGCGACUAACAAUUCCUCUAGUCAAUCAAGAAUCAUGGUCAAAACCAUAUGCUGUAGCUAGUGUUUCAUUGGCUCCUGUUCUGUUAGCAUUUCUGUGGAAUAGCCAAGGUGAUGUGGGCUCCCAGAUUCGAGUGAUAACAUGGUGUAUCAGUGUUGCAGCUGGUUGCACUCUUGGUGUUCUUGCAUAUCAGAAUACUGUAUCUGAUCAUCCACCUCAGAGGUUUUUAAUUCCAUGGGUAUUAGGGGGAUUUUUUAUGAGCAUUGUCUGGUUUUAUAUUAUUGCUAAUGAGCUUGUUGCUCUGUUGGUAGCAUUUGGUGUGAUUUUUGGAAUUAAUCCAUCCAUUCUUGGAGUAACUAUCCUGGCGUGGGGCAAUUCAAUGGGUGAUUUGGUGUCAAAUGUUGCACUGGCAAUGAAUGGCGGUGAUAGUGUGCAAAUUGCAUUGUCUGGCUGCUAUGCAGGUCCCAUGUUCAACACACUUGUUGGGUUGGGCAUCUCAUUGCUGCUUGGAGCUUGGUCAAAGAGUCCUUACUUGUACUUGGUUCCUCAAGAUAGCAGCUUGUUUUGUACCGUGGGCUUUCUCAUGUCAGGAUUAAUCUGGGCACUUAUAGUUUUGCCUCGGAAUGACAUGCAGCCUAGCAAGAGAUUAGGACUGGGUCUUAUAAUGCUCUAUAUGUUAUUUCUUUCACUCAAGGUGAGCAGUGCUAUGGGAUAUAUAUCACUGGGUGGUUUAAGCUGAUUCAUUUUAUAGGCCUGAUCAAUGUUAUCAGUUUCCAUGUACUAUCAGCUAUUUGUUUUCUAUGGCAGAGAAAGCCACUGUUGUUGUUUCCCUAGGCACGAUGUAAGAUUUACUUAGAUAGGCAAAUGAUAUAAACUCAUUAAAUUCAUUGUGGGGUUUCCGUAUUUCUUGGAAAAAUCUCAAACCA
Messenger RNA from Hibiscus syriacus, 2406 nucleotides. RefSeq names its product cation/calcium exchanger 4-like. Gene Ontology annotation, molecular function: monoatomic cation transmembrane transporter activity. The coding region runs from base 243 to 2219 and encodes 658 amino acids. Gene Ontology annotation, biological process: transmembrane transport; monoatomic cation transport. The record is from RefSeq and is a predicted model, not a curated record. Gene Ontology annotation, cellular component: membrane. Lineage: Eukaryota; Viridiplantae; Streptophyta; Magnoliopsida; Malvales; Malvaceae. The transcript is spliced from 2 exons.